CUCGCAGUACCUGUUCCCGGUAAUCGACAUCGUCCGCCCAUAGCGACCAAACGAUGCCAACACCCCGGUAUUUUGCCCAAGCCCCUGCCUUCCCCGCCGAGACUCCCGUCGCGAGUCUGCCGAUAAUCUCUCUUCAAAAACUACAGAGUGGGGGCUCCACUGAGGGACAGAAGUUGUUCGAAGCUUGUAGAGAAUGGGGUUUCUUUCUAAUAGACCUGCGAGACUUCGAUGAUGGGAAGACAUUGUUACAGGAUGCAGAGAGGAUGUUCGAUCUUACUACGGAACUAUUCUCUCUGGACCAGGCAAUCCUGGAUCAAUAUGCAUAUGAUGCGCCUAGAGAUCUGACCGGGUACAAAAGCAUGGGCCGAUUAAAGACCGACGAUGGCAAAACAGACCAUAUGCAUCUGUAUUCCAUCAACCAAGACGACAUCCUGGGCAAUCGUCCUCCACGGACUAAUGCCGGUCCUAUCGAGUCGAAGCGCAUGCAACUCCAAGCAUUUAUUCGACACUGCUCUGCAGCAUUGGGUGUGGUUCUAGGUGCGCUAGACGACCAAAUCGGCCUGGAGCAGGGCACGUUGGCUGCAGUCAGUCCACUGGACGACGAGUCUGAGACCUCAGUGCGUCUUCUCUGUAGCCCGCCUCAGUCUGCCCCGGAAUAUGAUCGCAUCACAUUAGGCGGACACACCGAUAUCGGUACCAUGACAAUACUGUUCCACGUGGUGGGCGGACUCCAGAUUCUUCCAGCUGGGAAGGAAAACGCCAUGGAGAACUGGCAGUACGUACGGCCUGAGCCGGGCUGUGCGUUGGUGAAUGUGGGUGAUACGCUGGUGGAAUGGACGGGCGAACUGCUGCGUAGCUCGUUGCACCGGGUGAUGACAGCCCCAGGAGAUCAGGCACUGGUGCAGCGUCAAAGCGUGGCGUACUUAGUUCGGCCUGCACAGAAGGCAUCUAUGCGACGCAUUCGGGGUGGCAAGAUUCCUCCUUUGUCCGAAGGGGAAGAGGAGGAGAUACGCCCGGUAAACGAGUGGGCAGCUUGGAGGUCACGGCAGAUUAUACUGGGCCACUUGAAGCCCCAGAGCCGAGGUGGAAAUAUGGCGGUCAGCGUAUGA
Aspergillus caelatus is the source of this 1109-nucleotide messenger RNA. RefSeq lists its product as uncharacterized. Gene Ontology annotation, molecular function: dioxygenase activity. The record is from RefSeq and is a predicted model, not a curated record. The transcript has 2 exons. Bases 54 to 1109 code for a protein of 351 amino acids. Lineage: Eukaryota; Fungi; Ascomycota; Eurotiomycetes; Eurotiales; Aspergillaceae.